Limulus polyphemus (Atlantic horseshoe crab) is the source of this 566-nucleotide messenger RNA. Its product is annotated as cytochrome P450 3A24-like. Gene Ontology annotation, molecular function: heme binding; oxidoreductase activity, acting on paired donors, with incorporation or reduction of molecular oxygen; iron ion binding. The record is from RefSeq and is a predicted model, not a curated record. NCBI's taxonomy places the organism in Eukaryota, Metazoa, Arthropoda, Merostomata, Xiphosura, Limulidae. The transcript has 4 exons. The coding region runs from base 1 to 462 and encodes 153 amino acids.
AUGUCUUUGCUUCUAAAACAUUUAAUGUGCUUUACAGAGCUGUCAUCAGAGGUCAUUCUGUCCCAAUGUGUUCUUUUCUUUCUGGUUGGAUACGAUACAACGUCUUCGUGUUUGUCUUUUGCUGCCUAUAACCUGGCAAUGAACCCACAAUUCCAGGAUAUGCUUGCUAAAGAAAUAGAUGAUAAAAUUCAGCCCGGUACAAAACUUACCUACGAUGUGGUGAAUGACAUGCCUUUCUUGGACGCUGUCAUCAGCGAAACCUUGCGGCUGUACCCGCCAGUUGUCAUACUAGAGCGUACAGCUAGAGAGGACAUCUUUGUUAGAGAGUUUCCAGUGAAGAAGGGAACUACCAUCACGAUUCCUAUAUAUUCACUGCACCGUGAUCCAAAUCUUUUUCGAGAUCCAGACAAAUUUGAUCCUUCGAGGUUCCACCAGUCUACUACAAGGGUUUGGGAUUCUUAGAACCAAAAGCCAUUUAUUUAGCUGUAAGCAAGAGAUAGUACUAAUCAAGAGGAAAAACUGACAAUUUAUAAAUUCACUGACGCGUCUUGUUCUCUGUAUAUUAC